This is a messenger RNA of Leptosomus discolor (cuckoo roller), 303 nucleotides long. Its product is annotated as osteocalcin-2. The record is from RefSeq and is a predicted model, not a curated record. Gene Ontology annotation, biological process: regulation of cellular response to insulin stimulus; osteoblast differentiation; bone development. Gene Ontology annotation, molecular function: hydroxyapatite binding; calcium ion binding; structural constituent of bone. Lineage: Eukaryota; Metazoa; Chordata; Aves; Leptosomiformes; Leptosomidae. Gene Ontology annotation, cellular component: extracellular region.
AUGAGGAGUCUGCUGGCACCGCUGAUCGUGACUCUGGCCCUGGCAGCGCUCUGCUGUUGUGAGAAAGAUCCCAAAGACCCCUCAGGAUCUCCCAGUGCUGACAGCAUCAUGAUUAAAAAAGAAGUUGCUGAUGCCUUUGUGAAGAGGCAGAAGAGAUCCAGCCUGUAUGAAAGGUAUGUUGAGUAUUACAAAAGUCCAAUGGAGCAGAUGCAUGAGCGUUGUGAAAACUACCCACCCUGUGACUAUCUCUCUGACCAGAUAGGAUUUUCCAUGGCCUACAACCGUUUCUUUGGGAGAUACUAA